Xyrauchen texanus (razorback sucker) is the source of this 1998-nucleotide messenger RNA. Its product is annotated as V-type proton ATPase subunit C 1-A-like. The transcript has 13 exons. Gene Ontology annotation, biological process: proton transmembrane transport. Gene Ontology annotation, molecular function: proton-transporting ATPase activity, rotational mechanism. The record is from RefSeq and is a predicted model, not a curated record. The coding region runs from base 284 to 1429 and encodes 381 amino acids. Gene Ontology annotation, cellular component: vacuolar proton-transporting V-type ATPase, V1 domain; lysosomal membrane. Lineage: Eukaryota; Metazoa; Chordata; Actinopteri; Cypriniformes; Catostomidae.
AUACUUACUUGAAAUAAAAUGGGAAAGCAGAUAGUUGCGCUAUGUUUGCGCAGUUGAAGUCGCUAAGAAAUGAGCAGUUAAAAAUCCAUUUUGCGCAUCCUGAACGCACUGUCAACUAAACAAAAAACAACGUCCUCCGAUCAUCUGACUUGAAGUGUGACGCGUUCGAAGGGUUUGCGGCACAUCAACUGAAUUAACUCUGAUGUCAACAAUGUUUUGUUAAAACAGCAUACAUUUUAACGGAUUAUUUUGUAGUUUACUGAAGUGACAGAUCGUAGUCAUCAUGACAGAGUUCUGGUUGAUCUCUGCUCCUGGAGAAAAGACCUGCCAGCAGACAUGGGACAAGAUGAGCAUGGCCACAGCCCACAUCAACAACCUGUCCACUAACCACAAGUUCAACAUUCCUGACCUUAAAGUUGGGACUCUGGAUAUCCUUGUAGGGCUGUCAGAUGAGCUUGCCAAAUUGGACGCUUUCGUCGAGAGUGUAAUGAGAAAAGUGGCCCAGUACAUGGCUGAUGUGUUAGAGGACACCCGAGAUAAAGUUCAGGAGAAUCUUUUAGCCAAUGGAGUUGAUCUGGUCACAUAUAUUACACGUUUCCAGUGGGAUAUGGCCAAGUAUCCAAUUAAACAGUCCCUUAAGAACAUUUCAGAGAUCAUCUCCAAGCAAGUGUCUCAGAUUGACAAUGAUCUUAAAGUCAGAGCUUCAUCUUAUAAUAGCCUUAAAGGCAACCUGCAGAGCCUGGAGAGAAAGAGUGUAGGGAGUCUGAUGUCUAGGAGUUUGGCUGAUAUUGUCAAGAAAGAUGAUUUUAUUCUAGACUCUGAAUACCUGACUACUCUACUUGUAGUUGUUCCGAAGAUGAGUUAUGCUGACUGGCAGAAGACUUACGAAACUCUUGCUGAAAUGGUUGUUCCAAGAUCCACAGUGCUUUUAUUUGAGGACCAAGACAGUGGGUUGUUUAGUGUCACACUAUUCAGGAAGGCUAUUGAUGACUUCAAACACAAAGCAAGAGAAAACAAGUUCACAGUGCGUGAAUUUCAGUACAAUGAAGAGGAGAUGAAAGCAGACAAAGAGGAGAUGAAUCGGCUCUCCACAGACAAGAAGAAGCAAUUUGGGCCUUUGGUACGCUGGCUUAAAGUAAACUUCAGUGAGGCCUUUAUCGCAUGGAUACACAUCAAGGCACUUCGAGUUUUUACAGAGUCCGUCUUGAGAUACGGGCUGCCCGUCAAUUUCCAGGCCAUGCUGUUGCAGCCCAGCAAGAAAAAUAUGAAGAAGCUGAGAGAAGUUUUGCAAGACCUUUACAAGCACUUGGACAGCAGUGCAAAUAUUAUUGAUGCAUCUAUGGACAUCCCAGGCCUGAAUCUCAGCCAGCAGGAGUACUAUCCAUAUGUUUACUACAAGAUUGAAUGCAACCUCCUAGACUUCAAAUAGAAUUAAAAUGCACCAUUCCAUCCUGCCUUUGUGAGACACAAAGACUGGCCUCUAUAAUUUAUUAAUGACUUAUUGUUUAUUCUGUCUUUACCUUUUUACCUCUCUGCAGGUAACAUUCUUUUACUGUUUCAUUCCUUCAUCAUUCCUGCAGAUGGCUGUUUGGCAUUUGCUGUCACAUCUGUUGUUUUAUUGCUUGUUAAAUUGCUUUUGCUUUAAUAUGUUUACAAAUUAGGAUUUGUUUUCCUUUUUUUUUUUUUAUCUGUCCUUUUGAGGAUGUGUGGUCCAAUAUUUAACACUGAGGCAGUAACAUCACUACUCUUUCAGUAAGCCCAUUGUGGUUGUUCAUUUAAUUAUUGCUUUUGUUUUUAAUUUUCUCAGCUUACUCUAUGACAUGCGCAGGUAUUGCAGUGCUUAUCUUUAAUUAUGUUGUCAAGAACCAAUAUGUUCAUGUUUGUCUGUGUUUGUGCUUCUCAUGUGGGAUUACAAUUAUUUAUAUAUUUUGAUGGAAAAGAGAAAUACAUGGUCGCAUGCUGGAUAAAAAGACCAAUCAGAGUUAAUAAAAUUAUAGA